Mytilinidion resinicola is the source of this 2468-nucleotide messenger RNA. RefSeq names its product urea transporter. The transcript is spliced from 7 exons. Gene Ontology annotation, biological process: urea transmembrane transport. Gene Ontology annotation, molecular function: urea transmembrane transporter activity. Bases 486 to 2468 code for a protein of 660 amino acids. NCBI's taxonomy places the organism in Eukaryota, Fungi, Ascomycota, Dothideomycetes, Mytilinidiales, Mytilinidiaceae. The record is from RefSeq and is a predicted model, not a curated record. Gene Ontology annotation, cellular component: plasma membrane.
CUCUCAUACAUUCUCAUAAGCCGCUCUAUAUAAUCAUAUCCACGGCAAUGUCCAACCUUGCAUCGUGGCACAUGCGGGCAUCGGAAGCCGCAAGCCGAAGGUUUACCGCAUGCGGAAAGGAUCGACCUCAACCUAGUGAACGUCUUAUCACACAUUAAGCAUCGGAUAACUAUCAACUAUGGAUCAGCAGGAUCAGAUGUGCCGUGGUGCCGUGUUGGGAGACUACUGUCUUUAUAUGCGGCCCUUAGAGUUAUUUCCGAGCUUGUCAUGAGUCUUUUAGCUUCCUCUAGGUGGUAUUUACCUCCAGCCCUAACGUCGACGCCAGAUAAACCUUUAGAUAGACCUCCACUUUAUCAUAUGCCUCCAAAUGAUCGGAAAAUAGCCGUCGGAGAUGCGCGUUCUCGCCGAUUGAAUCGUGGUUGUACAUAUAUGUCUAUCCUGGAUGGGCGUCGGGGGUACUAAUCCACGAAUUUUCAGCGACUACGAUGGCUGGACUACAGAUCCUCGACCCCAGCGCGGGCUAUGGAAUAACGAUUGGAAUCGGACUUGCGUUCGCGGUUAUUUCUAAUCGGUAUGGCUCUCACAACACCUUCAAAUCUACCGAGGAGUUCAACACAGCUUCACGAUCUAUCAAACCUGGAAUGAUUGCUGCCGGUAUCGUUUCCAGCUGGACGCACGCUUCAACUCUCCUCACCAGCUGCACCCUCGCCUACUCCUACGGCGUCUCUGGCGGUCUCUGGUACGGUGCCUUCGGAACCUUCCAAACGCUCUUCUUCGCCUUCACAGCCUUCCGCAUCAAAGAGCGCUCCAACAACGCCCAUACAUUCCCUGAAAUCGUCCUCCAAAAACACGGCAAGAUCGCCCACAUCCUCUUCACCAUCCUCGGCCUCAUCGCCAACCUCAUCGCCGGCGCAGCUCUCAUGGCCGGCGGCGGCGCCGUCAUCUCCUCCCUAACCGGCAUGAACAUCUGGGCCUCCUACUGGAUCCUCCCGGUCGUGAUCACGUGCUACAUCGUCGUCGGCGGGCUCCGCUCCACCUUCAUCUGCGACUACCUCCACACCAUCAUUCUGUACGCGUGCAUCUUCACAUUCAUGUUCCAGAUAUAUGCGGUGAAUCCGGACAUUGGAUCUCCGAGCCGGCUCUACGACCUCCUCAAGUCCGCGGAGAAGAAGCAUCCUGCCGCCUCUGACAACGGCUCGUUCUUGACGGUUAAAUCGCACGCGGGCCUGGUGAAAGCGGUGACGAUUCUGCUGGGUGGGUUUAGUAACGUCUGGACGGAUCAGGCGUAUUGGCAGCGUGCUAUCGCGUCGAGUCCGACCACCGCUGUGAAGGGCUAUAUUCUUGGGAACGAUAUGCUCCGUGUCACUCUGAGCAAGGCUGAUGUCUCUGCUGGGCUUGCUGGGCCCGCUGCGAUCAUCUCGCUCAUGGGCGGGAGCGGUGCCUACCUCUUCAUCGUCCUUGUAUUCAUGGCGGUCACAUCCUCGGUCUCCGCUGAAAGCAUCGCAGCGAGUUCGCUAAUGACGUUCGGCGUUUACAAGUCGUAUAUCAACCCCAAAGCGUCCGUGAAAGCGCUGCUCUGGGUCUCCAUCGGCGGCUUGAUCAUCUACGGGGUUGCGUUGUCGACAAUUUCGUGUAUCUUCCAUGCUGCUGGGAUCUCGCUGAACUAUCUCAUUAGUAUUCUGGCCUGUCUCAUAGGAGGCGGCGCCCUUCCUAUGGCCUUCAUCGUUUUUUGGGACGGCACAUCUACCUUCGCCGCUAUCGUCUCGCCGAUCGUGGGGCUCUGCUCCGGCCUCAUCUCCUGGAUGGUGUGCACGAAAGUGCGCUCGGGGAGCAUUACCAUCGCGACUACUGGCGACGUUUACAACAGCUUGACCGGCGACUGCGUCAGUUUAGGCAUGGGCCUUGUUUGCAUCGUGGUGCUCUCUCUCCUCGUCCCAGACAAGAAAACUGUUGUGCUUGAGACGAUCGAUGGACAGGACGUGCCCGAUUCCGAAGAAGCAGAACGGAAAAACGAGUCCGGAGACUUCCCUAAUAAUAACAUGGAGAACUUGAACGAGAAGGGGAUGGAAGCGACGACAACAUCGGACCCUCGGGUCGAGCCGCACAAAGUCCUCAAAUCUUCUAUGGCCGAAGCGAUCAAGCCUGUCCUUGAAGAGCCAGCGGUCCCCAUGUGUGCACUUACGCCGGAGGAGGUCCGCUCGCAGAAGCGGCUUGCGCUGAUUGCGUUGAUUGUUGGCACGCUGGGAUUCAUGAUUAUACUACCGUUCACGCUGUAUGGCACCGGGUAUGUGUUCUCGAGAGGGUUCUUUACGGGAUAUGUGGUGGUUGCGUUCAUCUGGGCCUGGGCGAGUUUCUUGAUUUGUGUGGUUCUGCCUCUCUGGGAAAGUAGGGAUGAUAUGCUGUAUGUGAUUGGAGCGAUGUGGAGGGACGCUAGGAGAGAGAAGGUGCAUCACACCGAAGGACAUUAG